AUGGUGGGAAAGGAAGGCAAAGGACGGAGUAGCGAUGAUUCCAUGUGCACCGCAGCUCUGCAGCAACGAGUACAAAGAAAGAUCUUUGCUGGCUAGGGCUCUUCUCCAGAUUCCUGCUACUGCUGUGCAAGGCUGCGCAUGUCCUAACUCCAGAAAGCAAACUGUUUUUUCUCUCCUUCGUCGAGUCUCUGCAAGAGAGCUACGGGAAUGUCUCUCUCAACUUCCGCUUUGCGAUGCUGCUUUCGCCCCCUUCCUACUUUUCUCUUCCGGUGCUCAUGUUUCCUCGCACAUUUCUCUACCCGAUCUGGACUGUGCAACCUGUGUUCCGAGGCUGGAGUGAGGAGAGAGUCUUUCCAGUUUAGUUUCACUAGCUGACAAGCUAUCUGAAGGCAGUGUAUGUAUGAGGACUUCUCUCAACAGCCAUAGAUGGUUGCGUUUUAGCACAGAAAUCCAGAUGUAUAAUGUCUUUCCAUUCUGGACGAGGGUGUCCCCGGGGCCGAGGAGGAGCUGCAGUCAGAACUUCGCCACAAACCUUUCGUCCCCAAAACUUGAGACAGCUCCAUCCUCAGCAGCCGUCAGUGCAGUAUCAAUAUGACCAACAAACUGCCACCCCAUCUACCUACUCAAAUCCUCCAGCUACAAGCUACGUCCCUCCGAGGCCAGAUUUUGUUCCGUACCCACCACCAAUCCCCCCCUCACCCCAGAGUUCCAUCAGCCAGUGUCCCCUGAGACCCCCUUUUGCAGGCCACCAAGUGAGGCAGACCUUUCCACUCCCUCCUUGCUUCCCUCCGGCUCCACCACCUCUCCCAAAUCCUGGCAACCCCCCAGUACCAGCAAAUGCAUCUGGGCAAAACACAUUUCCCUAUAUGAUGCCGCCUCCAUCCAUACCACAUCCCCUUCCACCGCCUAUCAUGCCUCAACAGGUUAAUUAUCAGCCCGUGUACUCCCCAGCUUAUUCCCAGCAGACUUUCCCCCCUCCUAAUUUUAAUAGUUACCAGCCUAAUGCAAACUCUUACCAGAGCAACAAUAGCAACACGAACAAUAGCAGCAAUAGCAGCAGUAAUUUCCGGCACACAAGUCAAUAUCAAGUAGAAAAGUCCCCAAGUGAACGAAGGUCUCCAGAGAGGAGCAAGCACUAUGAUGAGCAUCGGCACCGGGACCACUGCCACGGGCAUGGAGAUCGGCACCGGGCCACUAAUCAUGGUGAUCGGCGGGAUCGAGGAAGGAGCCCAGACAGAAGGCGGCAAGAAAGUAGUCGACACAGAUCAGAUUAUGUCAGAGGAAGGACGCCACCACGCCACAGAAGUUAUGAAUGGUACAGGGAACGACAAAGGGAAAGACAUAGGCACCGUGACAAUCGACGGUCACCAUCCUCGGAGAGAUCCUACCGAAAAGAUCACAAGAGAACAGGAAGUCGAUCCCCUAGUCAAGACCGAAAGAGACCUCGCUGGGAAGAAGACAGGGACCGGUGGUCAGAAAACACCAGUAGAGAUAAGAAUUACACCUCCAUCAAAGACAAGGAGCCAGAAGAGGCUGUUGUUGAAAAAAAUGAGGAAGAUGAUGAGGACCUGUUGAAGCCUGUGUGGGUUCGCUGUACCCAUUCAGAAAGCUACUAUUCAAAUGACCCCAUGGAUCAAGUCGGAGAUUCAACCGUUGUUGGAACAAGCCGACUCAGAGAUUUAUAUGAAAAAUUUGAGGAAGACUUAGGAAAGCGGCAAGCAAAGGCCAAAGCAGCCAGACCACCAUGGGAGCCACCAAAGACCAAACUAGAUGAAGAUGUGGGUAGCUCCAGUGAUUCUGACUGCGAGUCAGAUGAUGAUAGCUGCUCUAGCAGUUCGGAUUCGGAGGUUUUUGAUGUCAUUGCUGAAAUAAAGCGCAAGAAGGCUCACCCCGAUCGGCUUCAUGAGGAGCUUUGGUACAAUGACCCUGGGCAGAUGAACGAUGGGCCUCUUUGCAAAUGCAGUGCUAAAGCCAGACGAACAGGAAUACGACAUGGAAUUUAUCCUGGGGAAGAGCCCAUUAAACCCUGCCGGCCCAUGACCAACAAUGCCGGAAGAUUGUAUCACUACCGCAUUACAGUGUCGCCUCCUACAAACUUCUUAACCGAUCGACCAACUGUAAUAGAGUAUGAUGACCAUGAAUACAUCUUUGAAGGGUUUUCCAUGUUUGCACAUGCUCCACUCACCAAUAUCCCUCUGUGUAAAGUAAUCAGAUUUAACAUCGAUUAUACAAUUCAUUUCAUUGAGGAAAUGAUGCCUGAAAAUUUUUGUGUGAGAGGGCUGGAAUUAUUCUCUUCAUAUCUCUUCAAAGAUAUUCUAGAACUCUAUGACUGGAAUCUUACAGGUCCUUUAUCAGAAAGCUGUGAUGCUUCCUGUCCACGAUUUCAUUUCAUGCCACGUUUUGUAAGGUUUCUCCCGGAUGGAGGGAAGGAAGUGCUAUCUAUGCAUCAGAUCCUUCUUUAUUUGUUACGAUGUAACAAGCCAUUGGUCCCUGAGGAGGAGAUUGCCAAUAUGCUGCAAUGGGAGGAGCUUGAGUGGCAGAAAUAUGCCGAAGAAUGCAAAGGAAUGAUAGUUACCAGCCCUGGCAUGAAACCCAGCUCAGUUCGUAUUGAUCAAUUGGAUCGUGAGCAGUUCAACCCUGAUGUGAUUACUUUCCCCAUUAUUGUCCACUUUGGGAUACGACCUGCUCAACUGAGCUAUGCUGGAGACCCGCAGUACCAAAAACUCUGGAAGAGCUAUGUGAAACUGCGCCAUCUGCUGGCCAACAGUCCCAAAGUGAAACAGGCAGAUAAACAGAAAUUAGUGCAAAGAGAGGAAGCACUGCAGAAGAUCAGACAGAAAAAUACCAUGCGACGUGAAGUGACUGUUGAACUGAGUAGCCAAGGAUUCUGGAAAACUGGCAUUCGCUCAGAUGUCUGUCAGCAUGCCAUGAUGCUUCCUGUCCUAACCCACCACAUUCGCUAUCAUCAAUGUCUGAUGCAUUUGGAUAAACUGAUCGGUUAUACUUUUAAGGACCGGUGCUUAUUGCAGCUUGCAAUGACUCACCCAAGCCAUCACUUAAACUUUGGGAUGAAUCCAGACCAUGCAAGAAACUCUUUAUCAAAUUGUGGGAUCCGCCAGCCCAAAUAUGGUGAUAGAAAAGUCCAUCAUAUGCAUAUGAGGAAAAAAGGCAUAAACACCCUGAUCAAUAUUAUGUCACGUCUUGGACAAGAUGACCCAGCUCCUUCCAGGAUUAACCAUAAUGAACGUUUGGAAUUUUUGGGAGAUGCUGUGGUUGAGUUCUUAACUAGCGUCCAUUUGUACUAUCUCUUUCCAAGCCUAGAGGAAGGAGGGUUAGCAACAUAUCGCACUGCCAUCGUUCAGAACCAACAUCUUGCCAUGCUAGCUAAGAAGCUGGAGCUGGAUCGAUUUAUGCUUUAUGCUCAUGGACCUGAUCUUUGCCGAGAAUCAGACCUGCGCCAUGCAAUGGCCAACUGCUUUGAAGCACUGAUAGGGGCAGUUUACUUAGAGGGAAGUCUUGAAGAAGCCAAACAACUAUUUGGACGCCUGCUCUUUAAUGGCAAGGACCUGCGGGAAGUAUGGCUUAAUUAUCCACUACACCCUCUCCAACUGCAAGAAUCUAAUACUGACCGACAACUGAUUGAGACAUCUCCCGUCCUCCAGAAAUUGACCGAGUUUGAGGAGGCCAUUGGAGUAAUUUUUACUCAUGUUCGACUUCUUGCACGGGCUUUCACUUUAAGAACUGUGGGAUUUAACCAUCUAACUCUGGGCCACAAUCAGAGGAUGGAAUUCUUAGGUGAUUCCAUAAUGCAGUUGGUGGCUACAGAAUACUUAUUCAUACAUUUUCCAGAUCAUCAUGAAGGCCAUUUAACGUUGCUGCGAAGCUCCUUGGUCAACAACAGGACACAGGCCAAAGUAGCGGAAGAACUGGGCAUGCAGGAAUUUGCCAUUACGAACGACAAGACCAAACGGCCUGUUGCCUUACGGACAAAGACACUAGCAGAUCUUUUGGAGUCCUUCAUUGCUGCUCUGUACAUAGACAAGGAUUUAGAAUAUGUCCACACCUUCAUGAAUGUGUGUUUUUUUCCACGACUGAAGGAAUUUAUUUUGAACCAGGACUGGAAUGACCCCAAGUCCCAGCUCCAGCAAUGCUGCUUAACUCUCAGAACAGAAGGGAAGGAGCCAGACAUUCCUCUGUAUAAGACUCUGCAAACAGUAGGACCUUCUCAUGCCAGGACAUACACGGUCGCUGUUUAUUUCAAAGGGGAAAGAAUAGGAUGUGGUAAAGGACCCAGCAUUCAACAAGCAGAAAUGUGUGCUGCAAUGGAUGCACUGGAAAAAUAUAACUUUCCUCAGAUGGCCCAUCAGAAGCGGUUCAUUGAACGGAAGUACAGGCAAGAGCUUAAAGAAAUGAGGUGGGAAAGAGAACAUCAGGAAAGAGAGCUGGAGGAGACGGAAGAUAUAAGGAAAUGAAUCAAUGCCAUGCAAGCAAUGGUGUAUUUGCUUGCUUAAUACCUUUGAUGGUGGCCUAUGGAGACCUAGCCUUGUUUGAUGUUGAAUGAAUUAAUGAAGACUGCUCAUUGGUUAUCAAAAUCAUGUUUUAUUAUUUUUUUAAGAAUGUGCUGUGUUUUAUUCUAAUUUUUAGCUGUAAAGUUUUAUUAAUUGGGCUUUAAAAUUAUUUUAAUAUACUUCCUGAAGAAUUGUGUUUUUAUUUUCUGGCUUGUUUAUGUGAAACAAUAAAGUGUUCUUUUCAGAAUCCAUAAAAUUCUAAAAAGAGAA
Molecule: messenger RNA, 4778 nt
Organism: Hemicordylus capensis (graceful crag lizard)
Lineage: Eukaryota; Metazoa; Chordata; Lepidosauria; Squamata; Cordylidae
Gene: DROSHA
Product: drosha ribonuclease III
Exons: 33
Coding region: 462-4472 (1336 amino acids)
Biological process (GO): pre-miRNA processing; rRNA processing; primary miRNA processing
Cellular component (GO): nucleus
Molecular function (GO): ribonuclease III activity; double-stranded RNA binding
Source: RefSeq, a predicted model, not a curated record